GCUGUGAAGAGAUCUUUAUUAGCGGAGGAACUUAGCCGGAACAAAAAGGAGGUGGCGCUUGUUUCCGGACGGUGAAGCGCCUGCUCAUCUUUCCUUCGACAGUAUGGCGUCCGUGCUGUUACGGCCUCUGUUUUUCGAGGGUUCCCAUCGUUUGCUUGCUGCUACGCCUGGGCGUAUCACGCUUCGCCCUCAGCCGCGUCGUGAUAACCAGCGCUGGGUCCGUGCCUAUCUGGAGCAGCAGCGGCUGCUCGAACCCCCAAAGCGCCGCUCUGAGAAACCUAACUGGGAUUAUCAUGCAGAACUACAAGCUUUUAGCCACCGGUUACAUGAGAAGUUUUCUGUGGACUUCCUCAAGACUGCAUUUGUUAACCAUUGUUAUAUUAAACAUGAAGAGUCCAGACGCCAAAACCUGGGACUAGACAAAGAAGCAAUUGCCCUUAAUCUCAAGGAUAAUACUGAACUUUCUCUGAAGGGGGCCUCUUUUUCCCAGUCUUACCUUGCACAAUGUUUGAAAGAAGCCUAUCCAAAAAUUCCACAUGCAGGCAUUGAAGCACUUGUUAACUUUCUCACCAGAGAAGAAUUAGUGUGUUAUUUGGCCAAAAACCUGUCUCUACAAGACUUCACACUUUGUGCAGAAUUUCCUGUGCCAUCUAAUGUGCUUCAGCAGACUUUCUUUGCUGUGAUAGGAGCAUUGCAUCAAAGUAGUGGCUCUCAGAGAACAGAGAUCUUUGUAAGGGACUUCUUCAUUCCUCAACUGAUAGGAAAAGAUCUGUUUGAGAUGUGGAACGUUGUAAACCCCAUGGGAUUGUUGCUGGAGGAACUGGCAAAGAGGAAUAUUUCUGCUCCAGAACCAAGACUAACACGGCAGUCAGGAGCUAGCACUGCCCUACCCUUGUACUUCGUUGGAUUGUAUUGUGAUAAGAAGCUUCUGGCAGAAGGUACUGCUGAAACAAUAUUAGCUGCUGAAGAAGAGGCUGCCCGUGUGGCCCUGCGAAAACUUUAUGAGUUCACUGAGAACAGGCGACCAUGGGAUUAUUCUUCUCCAAAAUUAGAGCAGACAGCAGAAAAUGCUAUUAGCAGCAGUUAAGCAGAAAAGGUCACUUCUGUAUGCAAUGAUGCUGCAUUUUAAAGGGGAAAAAAUUAAUGAGUGAAUUAUUAUGAAACUGGCUUUCAAAAUACUUACCAAUUUCCCUUACUGUUAAUAAAUCUCUUUGUCUAUACUUUUUUUUACUACUUUGGAGAGCAAUCACAUUUCAUGCAGAAAAUAAAUAAAUAAAUAAAUUUCAUGCAGUAAUAGUGUAUUAAAGAUCAGUUAGACCUCAUGUUGCAUAAACUCAGAGCAGUCAUGCUUGGGGUACAGUGGGGAAGUCUACAGUGUAAAAUGUCAGUAGAAUUUUGGACAACAAAAUGUUUCAGAUUUCACUAUUGCAUAAAAUUAACUUGUAAAUAUAUAUCUGUGAAUGUCCAUUUCAUAAUGAGUUCCAACACAUUCUUAUUUAUUUAUUAUUUGAUUUAUAUCCCGCCCUUCCUCCCAGCAGGAGCCCAGGGCGGCAAACAAACGCUAAAAACACUUUAAAACAUCAUAAAAAGACCUUAAAAUACAUUAAAACAAACAACGUUAAAAACAUUUUUAAAAAGGUUUAAAAACAUCUUUAAAACAAAAAAAGAGUUAAAAACAUAUUAUUAAAGAAAACAUAUUAAAAGCAAUUCUAACACAGACGCAGACUGGGAUAGGUCUCAACUUAAAAGGCUUGUUGAAAGAGGAAAGUCUUCAAAAGGCGCCAAAAAGACAGCAGAGAUGGUGCCUGCCUAAUAUUUAAGGGGAGGGAAUUCCACAGGGUAGAUACCGCCACACUAAAGGUCCAUUUCCUAUAUUGUGCAGAAUGAACUUUCUGAUAAGAUGGUAUCUGCAGGAAGCCCUCACCUGCAGAGUGCAGUGAUCGACUGGGUGUAUAAGGGGUAAGACGGUCUUUCCGGUAUCCUGGUCCCAAGCUGUAUUCUUGGUUUAUCUCUUAAUUCUCUCUUCCCUGCCCCAGCAUAUAAUGAAACAUGUAAAGUAAGUCUGCACAACAUUAGGCUUAUAGGCUGACUAUGGCCCCUUUGGGCAUUUCCUAAUACCCUUCAUGAACUUGCCACCCUGGGCUCCUACUGGGAGGAAGGGCAGGAUAUAAAUCUAAUAAAUAAUAAUAACUCUGUUCUCUUGGUCCUUCUAAUUAAUGUAUUAAUAAAAAUGUAAACUGGC
Rhineura floridana is the source of this 2242-nucleotide messenger RNA. It is a transcript of the gene MRPL44, whose product is annotated as mitochondrial ribosomal protein L44. Gene Ontology annotation, biological process: regulation of gene expression; rRNA processing; primary miRNA processing. The transcript is spliced from 4 exons. Gene Ontology annotation, cellular component: nucleus. NCBI's taxonomy places the organism in Eukaryota, Metazoa, Chordata, Lepidosauria, Squamata, Rhineuridae. Bases 104 to 1087 code for a protein of 327 amino acids. Gene Ontology annotation, molecular function: ribonuclease III activity; double-stranded RNA binding. The record is from RefSeq and is a predicted model, not a curated record.